This is a messenger RNA of Uncinocarpus reesii 1704, 909 nucleotides long. RefSeq lists its product as uncharacterized. The transcript is spliced from 2 exons. The record is from RefSeq and is a predicted model, not a curated record. Gene Ontology annotation, cellular component: cytoplasm. Lineage: Eukaryota; Fungi; Ascomycota; Eurotiomycetes; Onygenales; Onygenaceae. Gene Ontology annotation, molecular function: aralkylamine N-acetyltransferase activity. Bases 1 to 909 code for a protein of 302 amino acids.
AUGACGACGGGCACUUCCCCGAUGGCCGAUGUUCACAUUGAACGCGACGUUGACGCCUCUUCUCCCCCACUGCGGACCAUCCCUAUUUCAAGUCCAACCUCUGGCUCAACACAGCCGAUACCGAUUCAGCAGUCAAGGAUAGCGGAACGUUCUGCCGUAGCUCAAGCUGACGGCCUGGUCAACAAUAGCCCUGGCGAUACCGAUGGCGUUUUCGAAACUGACGACGACGACUUCGUAGCCGUGGAUCACGAUGAUGUUGCAGAUUGUGCUUGGUAUUUCCGCCAGCCAACGCUUCCAAAACCAACGCCGCUUGAUGAACUUCAUCCUUUCGUUCAAAUAUUAUCCGCAUCAAAUGUUGAUGAUUGUGUUCACGUUGAAUCGGCUUUUCCGGAGCAUGAGAGGUGCUCCAGAGAAAAGAUUCUUUACCGUCUCACCAAAUGUCCGGAACUUUCGCUUGGAAUUUUCUCGCGCCCACGAAUGACAUCAAAUGAAGAGAAACCAGAAGCCACCCUCGUUGCCCAUAUAUUAGCAACAAGAACCCCUGCGCCUGCAGUAAGCGAUGCUUCGAUGGGAUUACCUGAAAAUUGGCGAGAGAGGUCAUCGACUUUGCCGGAUGCAGCCGGAGUUGAGCCGCUGGGCCAUCAGGAUCAGGGAUCGACAAUUGCAGUUCACUCGCUUGCAGUUAUCCCAGAGCAUCAAGGGAAGGGCCUCGGCAAAACAUUACUGAAAGCCUAUGUCCAAAGGAUCAAGGACGCAAGAAUCGCCGAUCGCAUUGCUCUACUGUCCCAUGAUCAUUUGGUUCCCUUCUACACAAACCUUGGCUUUAAGAAUUGCGGGCCAAGCGAAUGCACCUUUGGGGGCGGUGGCUGGUACAGUUUGGUAAGUACAACUACAUGUAUUGCACCCUGA